AUUGAAAAUGGCGGAGAGCAUCGACGAAUAUUUGUGUUACUCUGUGGAGAAUUUAGAGACUUUGACUGUGAAUCAUUUGAAGCGAGUGUUAAAAAGUGUGUCUGAACACGUUACUGGCAAGAAAGCUUCAUUAGUGUCUCGUCUGUAUGCGUACAUUUGCCGUGUAAACGCACAGAAACAGGAAAAUCUAGACAUAAACCAAGGAUUAACAGUGGACAUUAAUAUUCCUGAACAAUGUACGUUCGACGAUUUAAUCGUUCUUGCCGACGAAGCUGGGUGGACUAAUGACCUGCGAUUGCUACCAAAUGUGAACUUUCACCAGUUGUACCAGUAUCUGGUAGAAAGGACAAGAAAAUACGGUGAUCAAAUCAUGAAAGGCACUGUGUUUAAGAAAGAAAGAGCGUAUAGCUUCUAUAAGGAGCGUCAUAUUAAUGACAUUAAAGUUGCUGUUAACAAAAACUUGACCCUAGUCAGAGCUAAAGUAAUUGCCUCCAUGAAAAAAAUGAAAUACAAGGUUGUGGUUGUCUUGAAGAACAAUGGGGAUGUGAUGUAUGCUGCCUGUGACUGUCCAGCCGGACUCGGUCCUAGAGGAGAAGGCAAGUGUAACCAUGUUGGAGGACUGUUGUUCUGUGUGGAGGACUUCGCACGGAAUGACAUGCAGAAGGCACCAGAAGUUGUGACCUGCACAUCAAGGCUAAGCAACUGGAAUGUUCCACGAGAUCUCAAAAUGGACUCUGCUUCCCUUGCUGAACUAAAAAUUCGUAAGGUAGCUCAUGGAAAACUUCAUGAUCAAUCCCCAAUUUCCACUAAUUAUGAUCCUCGCGCUCCUGCUGACAGAUGUGUGGAUUUUGCAGCGUUGGGAACACUGUACACCGACUUGGAAAAGUGUAUGCCUGCUUCUGGAUUCUUUUUGUUUCAUGAAGACCUUUCGGAAACCAAUACAGGUAGUGAGGAGUUUGAGGUUCUGCUUGAUGAAAGCUUUCAUGUGGCUGACCAAGUUGAGGUGAACACUUCCAUCAAUGAAGUUAGACGCAAUAUUGAUAAAAGCAGUGAAUUAUCGGACAUAAAUGUGUUUAAACUUUGUACUGUGAACAUGCAGGACAUUGAUUACUCCGGAAACCACUGUGAAAUUCAGUCAGCAGUGUCACAAUACAUUGAUAAAGAUCAUGUUGAUCCUGAAAUAAUAAACAUAUUGGAGAGACGAACCAAGGCACAAAGUGAUUCAGACUUGUGGAACAAUGUGCGCAAGUGCAAGUUAACUGCUUCAAAUUUUGGCAAAAUUAUUAAGCGCAAGAAGAACCCUGAUGGUUUGUUGAAGCAGAUGCUUUACUCCAACUUUACUUCGAAAGCAACAGAAUAUGGGAGGAAAAAUGAAGAGAUUGCGGUGAAGGAGUACAUGAACAAAAUGGCGACAAGUGGAACAAAUGUGGUCGUUACAAAAAUGGGACUAUUACUGCAUAAGCAAUAUACGUGGCUGGGUGCUUCAGUCGAUGGGAUUAUACAUGACACCACUUUAGAUAGCUUCGGAUGUCUUGAAGUAAAAUGCCCCAUGUCGCGUGGCGGCUUAAGUGUGAACGAAGCAAUUGAAAAGCAGCCAUUUUGUCUUAGAAAAACUGACAGAGGUGAGGUCCAGUUGAGUAGAAAUCAUGACUAUUACUUUCAAGUUCAAGGGCAAAUGUUUGUAACUGGGCUUUCAUGGACUGACUUUGUUGUGUGGCUUGGAAAUGGUGUAGUAUUUAUCGAGCGCAUCCAGUUUGACCAAGCCUCCUGGGAUUCUCGAUGGCUGCCAGCCUUGCAAACAUUUUACAAGACAGUUUUCGUGCCUGAGAUGUUGACUAGACGAGUUCAGGACUUAGUUAAUAACUAAGCCUUAUUGAUGAGAAAUAGCUUCCAUCUCUUGUAUAUAUGUAAAAAUGUAUAUAUUCAUGAACUGCAAAUAUCAAGCAUUUAUGUUAACCCUUUCAGUGCAGGAACCGAAUUUUGAAGGCCUGUGCAAACAGUUUGGAUCCAGAUGAGACGCCACAGAACGUGGCGUCUCAUCAGGAUCCAAACUGUUUGCUAGUCCGAUAGUAUUUUUUGAAAAAAAUUGAAGAAAAUGCUAAUUUUAUAAAUUCAGCAGACGACAUUUUAGCAGACGACAAAUUUCCCAGCAUGCAAAGGGUUAAACAGUAUUCUUGUUAUUAUAUGUUAUGUUUAAUUUGUUAAGAAUUUCCAUCUUACUGUUUCAUUGAGUAAUAACAUCUGAAUUUUAAGUCACUUCUAGUGUAUAUAUAUGUACUUAUGAAUUAAUUAUGUGCUCUUGUUAUUAUAUUGAUAUUUAUUUUUAAUUAUAUUGAUAUUUAAAAAGAAACUAAGAAGAGCUGCUUGCUUUAUUUUUUAACAGUAAUAACAUCAUAGGCAUUUCUUAAUUUU
Dreissena polymorpha is the source of this 2412-nucleotide messenger RNA. RefSeq lists its product as uncharacterized. NCBI's taxonomy places the organism in Eukaryota, Metazoa, Mollusca, Bivalvia, Myida, Dreissenidae. The record is from RefSeq and is a predicted model, not a curated record. The coding region runs from base 8 to 1867 and encodes 619 amino acids. Gene Ontology annotation, molecular function: zinc ion binding. The transcript has 2 exons.